Molecule: messenger RNA, 1518 nt
Organism: Gorilla gorilla gorilla (western lowland gorilla)
Lineage: Eukaryota; Metazoa; Chordata; Mammalia; Primates; Hominidae
Product: double homeobox protein 4-like protein 4
Exons: 2
Coding region: 62-1330 (422 amino acids)
Biological process (GO): regulation of transcription by RNA polymerase II
Cellular component (GO): nucleus
Molecular function (GO): RNA polymerase II transcription regulatory region sequence-specific DNA binding; DNA-binding transcription factor activity, RNA polymerase II-specific
Source: RefSeq, a predicted model, not a curated record
GAGCCCGCCGGCCUCUCUCUGCCCGCGUCCGUCCGUGACAUUCCGGCCGGGGCUCACCGCGAUGGCCCUCCCGACACCUUCGGACAGCACCCUCCCCGCGGAAGCCCGGGGACGAGGACGGCGACGGAGACUCGUUUGGACCCCGAGCCAAAGCGAGGCCCUGCGAGCCUGCUUUGAGCGGAACCCGUACCCGGGCAUCGCCACCAGAGAACGGCUGGCCCAGGCCAUCGGCAUUCCGGAGCCCAGGGUCCAGAUUUGGUUUCAGAAUGAGAGGUCGCGCCAGCUGAGGCAGCACCGGCGGGAAUCUCGGCCCUGGCCCGGGAGACGCGGCCCGCCAGAAGGCCGGCGAAAGCGGACCGCCGUCACCGGAUCCCAGACCGCCCUGCUCCUCCGAGCCUUUGAGAAGGAUCGCUUUCCAGGCAUCGCCGCCCGGGAAGAGCUGGCCAGAGAGACGGGCCUCCCGGAGUCCAGGAUUCAGAUCUGGUUUCAGAAUCGAAGGGCCAGGCACCCGGGACAGGGUGGCAGGGCGCCCGCGCAGGCAGGCGGCCUGUGCAACGCGGCCCCCGGCGGGUGUCACCCUGCUCCCUCGUGGGUCGCCUUCGCCCACACCGGCGCGUGGGGAACGGGGCUUCCCGCACCCCACGUGCCCUGCGCGCCUGGGGCUCUCCCACAGGGGGCUUUCGUGAGCCAGGCGGCGAGGGCCGCCCCCGUGCUGCAGCCCAGCCGGGCCGCGCCGGCGGAGGGGAUCUCCCAACCUGCCCCGGCGCGCGGGGAUUUUGCCUACGCCGCCCCGGCUCCUCCGGAAGGGGCGCUCUCCCACCCUCAGGCUCCUCGGUGGCCUCCGCACCCGGGCAAAAGCCGGGAGGACCGGGACCCGCAGCGCGACGGCCUGCCGGGCCCUUGCGCGGUGGGACAGCCUGGGCCCGCUCAAGCGGGGCCGCAGGGCCAAGGUGUGCUUGCGCCACCCACGUCCCAGGGGAGCCCGUGGUGGGGCUGGGGCCGGGGUCCCCAGGUCGCCGGGGCGGCGUGGGAACCCCAAGCCGGGGCAGCUCCACCUCCCCAGCCCGCGCCCCCGGAGGCCUCCGCGCGGCAGGGGCAGAUGCAAGGCAUCCCGGCGCCCUCCCAGGCGCUCCAGGAGCCGGGGCGCUCGUCUGCACUCCCCUGCGGCCUGCUGCUGGAUGAGCUCCUGGCGAGCCCGGAGUUUCUGCAGCAGGCGCAACCUUUCCUAGAAACGGAGGCCCCGGGGGAGCUGGAGGCCUCGGAAGAGGCCGCCUCGCUGGAAGCACCCCUCAGCGAGGAAGAAUACCGGCUUCUGCUGGAGGAGCUUUAGGACGCGGGGUCUAGGCCCGGUGAGAGACUCCACACAGCGGAGAACUGCCAUUCUUUCCUGGGCAUCCCGGGGAUCCCAGAGCCGGCCCAGGUACCAGCAGGUGGGCCGCCUACUGCGCACGCGCGGGUUUGCGGGCAGCCGCCUGGGCUGUGGGAGCGGGCAGCCCGGGCAGAGCUCUCAUGCCUUUC